Messenger RNA from Aplosporella prunicola CBS 121167, 189 nucleotides. RefSeq lists its product as uncharacterized. The transcript is spliced from 3 exons. The record is from RefSeq and is a predicted model, not a curated record. NCBI's taxonomy places the organism in Eukaryota, Fungi, Ascomycota, Dothideomycetes, Botryosphaeriales, Aplosporellaceae. Bases 1 to 189 code for a protein of 62 amino acids.
AUGGACCCACGCAAAGGCAAAUUCGCCGCCGGCGACGGCAAGAACCUCAAGCACGCUCGGUCUCACAGCGACGAUUCCGACGCAGACGCCCCUCCCAUGGGUUCUAUCGGCGAACUAGUCAGUCAACUGGAAAGCGCUGCGCCCGCCGAUCGUCGAGUGCUCAACCUGCCACCAGAGGGCUACAUCUAG